AUGAAAACUAGAACAGGUACUGAAGCUAUUGUCGAAGUACAACGUACCGAGAAGCUAAAAAGACGAGCCAUUUCGCAAGGGAGGACAGUGGCAGAAUCGGCUAUGAUCAGAGCGUUUAACGCUCAGUUGGCUGAAUAUAGCUCUGAGCUCAAGAAAGCUCUGCAGGAUGAUAGUGUCGGUCUCCAGGAUAAGUACUGGCCAGUUUCUGUAUUUAAUGUAGACACCAAUAUUUCCCAAGAAGAAGCUGUUCUUGCUUAUUGUAGGAACGAUGGAGUGAAAGGUGGUUUAUUCAAGUAUGUUGAAGGAUUGAUUGAGCGUAAGAUGAAAAAUUUUGCUAUACGCGAAGCGAGUAAGCUUCGGGUUGUUCUCAAGGAGAUGCAAUGUUUCGGAGUUCCGGUUGAUGAAGAUGUAGAAGUUGAGUUUUCUCCGACUAAAGAUGCGAAUUGUCGUGUGGGUGGGAAGAGGAAGUCUGUACUUGGUCAUAGCGGAGAAACAUCUUAUGAGAUGAAGAAACGUCCUAAACAAAAUAAGUAG
Molecule: messenger RNA, 534 nt
Organism: Brassica oleracea var. oleracea
Lineage: Eukaryota; Viridiplantae; Streptophyta; Magnoliopsida; Brassicales; Brassicaceae
Exons: 1
Coding region: 1-534 (177 amino acids)
Source: RefSeq, a predicted model, not a curated record